Molecule: messenger RNA, 3969 nt
Organism: Alligator mississippiensis (American alligator)
Lineage: Eukaryota; Metazoa; Chordata; Crocodylia; Alligatoridae
Gene: PEX6
Product: peroxisomal biogenesis factor 6
Exons: 18
Coding region: 16-3120 (1034 amino acids)
Biological process (GO): protein import into peroxisome matrix
Cellular component (GO): cytosol; peroxisomal membrane
Molecular function (GO): ATP hydrolysis activity; ATP binding
Source: RefSeq, a predicted model, not a curated record
CUACCCGCGCGCUCUAUGCUCCUAGCGCAGUGGAGGGGACUGGAGGAGGAGGAGCCCUUUACCGCCGGCUCGCAGCACGCCCGGAAGCGCGGUGCUGGGGGAGCCGCUCUGCGCUGCGUGCUCUAUGGUGGCGGUGCAGCGAUGGCGGUGGUGGUGCUGCGGCCGCUGGAGGCGCGGGCCGCUGAGCUGCCGCCCGCCGUGACAGCGCUGCUGUUACUGGCUCCGGGGCCAGCGACCGAGGCGCUGGGCGGCGCGGGGCCGGGGCUGGUGCUGGCCGUGCGGCCCGCGGGCCGGGGCGGGGCGCAGCCUGUGCUGCUAAGCGCGGCAGCGGGGCCGGGGCGGCGGCCGGAGCUGUGGGUGCGCGGGGCGCUGCUGCGGCGCCUGGGGCUAGCGGCGGGCGGGCGGGUGGCCGUGUGGCCAGUACGCCGCCCGCCGCCGUUGGUCUGGGCACUGCUGGGCGCGGGUCGGGGCCCGGCGCUGGGGCCGGGACCGGUGCUGGCGCGGCGUGGGGAGGUGCUGCCGGGGCCGGGGCCGCUGGUGCUGGAGGUGCGGCCGGCACUGCAGGGGCUGCUGGGCGCUGGCACACGGCUGGCGCGGGCUGAGCUGCGGGGCGAGGCGGAGGCCGGCACUGUGUCGGGCCCAUCGGUGCCGGUGCCACUGGUGUCGGGCUUUGCGCGGGGUGGGGGGGUGCGGCCUCUACGGGCAGUGCGCGGGGAGCCAGCACCCUGGGGACUGCCUGAGGAGUGGGGCAGGGCAGCGAGCGCGGCGCUGUGGGUGCCUCGUGGCACUCUGUGGGGGCUCGGCCUCUUCCAGGGGGAGUGGGUGUGGGUGCAGGGCCCUGCGGGCACUCACCUGGCGGCCGUCGGAGCCCUGCAUCCCCCGUGGGACUAUCCCUGCCAGCUGCCAGGCAGGGGCCUGCCCAGUGGCAGUGCCGUGGUCUCUGCCGCGCUCGCCUUCAACCUGGGCUGUGACCCUGCCGCCAGCCAGGCCCACCUCACCAUUCAGAGGUAUGGAGAAGCUCUGGAUACCGAGGAAACAAAAGGAAGCCGGUCCUUGUUGUCUGUACCACCUUUUGCCAAGGAGCUACACAUAGAGAUUAUAUCCUCACCAGCCUACAGCACCAGAGGAAUCUAUGACCAUAUUCUCUACCAGCACUUUGAAACCCCAAGGUUGGUCCAGGAGGGGGAUAUCCUGUGUGUUCCAGCUAAUGGACAUCCAGAGUUCUUGGAAGGAAACUUUGAGAAAUUUCUUAGAUGGCCAGAGCUCUACUUCAAAGUGAAGAAGAUAUUAGGAAUGGUGGAAGGAGAGCAGUCUGUGGGGUUCCUAGCUGACACCCGGAACACUUCCCUCUACCUGAUGGGUUCAACCAACAGUCCUAUCCCAUCUUACCCAUGCCGUGCUGGCCAUGAAUUUUGGAGCAGUUUGUCUCCCCCUGGGCUCUCUGAUAUUGUGAAGUGGCUCUGUGAUGCCCUGCAACCUCACCUGCACAAUGGGGGGAUAGCGCUAAAUGGAGCAGGCAGCGUUCUCCUUUCAGGACCCAGUGGUGUGGGGAAAAUGACAGCUGUCAGAGUUGCAUGUAGCUGCCUUAAUCUCCAUCUGUUCAAGGUGGACUGUGUCAAUCUCUGUGGAGACACCAGUGGAGCUACAGAGGUGAAGCUACAAUCUGCUUUUGCACAAGCUGAGCUCUAUCACCCAUGCAUCCUCCUGCUGAAGGACAUUGAAUUGCUGGGCAGAGACCGAGAUGGGGUGGGAGAGGACUCCAGAGUGAUCUCCACUCUGAGGCAUCUCCUCCUGGACAGAGACCCUGGACUAAGCAACCCUGUCCUGGUAAUUGGCACAACAUGCAGAUCACAGGAUGUCCCUGCAGAUGUACAGACAGCUUUCCUUCACGAGGUGGCAAUUACAGCCCCUUCAGAAGAGCAGAGGAAGGCCAUUCUGAGCAUGCUUACUGCCAGCCUGCCGCUGGGGAAAGAAGUGAGCCUGGCCAAACUGGCACGCAGAAGUGCGGGCUUUGUGCUGGGAGAUUUCUGUGCCUUGUUGUCCCACAGCAGCCGUGCCGCCUGCUCCAGGAUUCAAACCUCAAGUUUUCCAGGGGGGCUGAGUGAGGAAGAGGAGAGAGAUUUUUGUGCUGCUGGGUUCCCAGUUCUAGAGGAGGAUUUUAAUGUUGCGUUGGAUCAGUUGCAUGAUGCCCAUUCACAUGCUGUGGGAGCCCCAAAGAUCCCUUCAGUCUUCUGGCAGGAUGUGGGUGGGCUCCAGGAGGUGAAGAAGGAGAUCCUGGACACCAUACAGCUGCCCCUGGAACACCCUGAGUUGCUCUCAUUCGGGCUGCACCGCUCUGGUCUCCUACUGUAUGGACCUCCGGGGACAGGAAAGACCUUGCUGGCCAAAGCUGUGGCAACUGAGUGUACCAUGACUUUCCUCAGUGUGAAAGGACCGGAGCUAAUUAACAUGUAUGUGGGGCAGAGUGAAGAGAACGUUCGUGAAGCAUCCUGCUCCUAUUGCUGGCAUUGCUUUCUUUCCGAGAGAGCCGCAUUCCUGGUGUUUGCCAGAGGCAGGGCAGCUGCUCCCUGUGUUAUCUUCUUUGAUGAACUGGAUUCCUUGGCACCCAGCCGUGGGCACAGUGGGGAUUCAGGAGGUGUCAUGGAUCGAGUUGUCUCCCAGCUGCUGGCGGAACUUGAUGGCCUUCAUUCCACCCAGGAAGUAUUUGUGAUCGGAGCCACAAACAGACCUGACUUGCUGGACCCUGCACUGCUGCGGCCUGGCAGGUUCGACAAGCGGGUCUAUGUGGGUAUGAAUGAAGACCGGGAAUCUCAGCUGAGAGUGUUGAUUGCCAUCACAAGAAAGUUUAAAUUGGACCCUUCGGUGAGUCUCACCAGUAUCCUAGACAAGUGCCCUGCCCAGCUGACUGGAGCAGAUCUGUAUGCGCUCUGCUCAGAUGCCACGAUGCAUGUCAUCAAACGGAAAGUGGAGUGCAUUGAAGAAGGGCUAGACACAGAGAGCUCUGAUCUUGUCCUGACCAUGGAGGACUUCCUGCAAGCUGUUGCUGGGCUGCAGCCAUCUGUUUCUGACCAGGAGCUGCUUAGAUACAAGCUGAUCCAGCAGAAGUUUGCAGCCUGCUAGCAUCUAACAGGACAGGAAGGCAUGGAGCAUGUGGGACCACGUGGCUGGCACUAAUGCAGCAGGGUCUGGGAGACUACCCAGACCCAGGACAGAACCCUUAGAAGCAGGGGAGUUGUAGUCUGUUGAUCCAUGACCAAGUAUGGCACCCAGCCAGGUUAAUGGGGUAGGAUUUUUGCCAUGGAGCUGAGGCUGCUGCCAGUAUUGUGAGGGGGUGGGAGCAUCUUGGCUCUUAACCUGCUUUCUCCUUCCAGCCUUUCCCUGCUCAGCCUUGUAAAUCUUUGCAGGCACCCUCCUACCUGUGUGUUUGUCUGAUGUAUUCCACAGCCCACUCUGUACCUUUGAGGCUGGUGGUGAGAGGCAGGCCUUGAAUUUAUCUGUGGAUCACUCUGGAAAGAAAUGCUACUCCAGCUCCUGGGAGACUGCACUGGUCAGGAUGUUAUGGAGAGUGCCAGGGCUGCCCUUGCAUCUAGGGCACAGCAAGGAGUGAUGUCACAGCUGAAUGCCUGGGAAGGGGGUGGGACAGUACCAGCGGGCAUGUGUGGGUGUUUGUUGAGGCUUUGACCCUUACCGUUUCCCAAGCCCACCAUCUAGAGAGGAGUAUUACUCCUCAAGACCGAGCCUCUACAGCUGUGGGCGUGUGAGAAGAAAGGUGCAGUGCUCACCCAUUCCAGGGGCUUGGCUGGUAUUUAGAAGAUCUUUUAGGCAGCCAUGCACCUAUCUGAAGGGCCUGCGCUGUGAGGAGGGCACCAUCCAUAUUGUGUCUGAGCCAGGCAGGGAGAAUUGUGCUGCAGUGGAUGUGCAGACUGUACAAGUGCUGUGUAAAUAAAAAUGACCUGCUCCAGUUCUCUA